AUGAUAGGCGAUCGAAUUGAGGCGAUUGAUGAUGUACGCGUCAGUCAUAUGAGCCUGCAGGAGGCAAUGCACCGCAUUCGCCACAAUCGUCUUGACUUUGUCAGACUUCGUCUUGUUCCUCUAGCCAUUAAUAUUCUCCCCAACCAAGAUCUUGGAUCAUACGACACCAGGACUGCGAAACAUAUGACGGGUUCUAAAAAUAGUGGCAUAAUGGAUGCAUCUGAAGAACGAAAUGCUUUUAUUUCAUGCCUAACUGUGUCCGAACAACCUGCAAGCGUGGAUAUAAUUCAGAAUAAAACAAUAAAUAUUGAAGAAGCUCAAAAAAUGAAACGGAAUAAGGAAUCAAGCGUCGAGGAUAAUUUUGAUAUGAUUGCAAUGAAAGGGGAUGAUGAAAAGGAAAAUAUAGAAUACGAAGAACAUGCAAAAGGCAUAGAAAAUCGAGAAGAAGAGAUCGGAUACGCUAAUAGAUUUGAUCAAGUGGAGCAUGUUUUAAAGAAACAAUGGCAAGAAAUAAGAGCUCAAGAAGAUAUAGAUAUAGGUUAG
Messenger RNA from Protopolystoma xenopodis, 543 nucleotides. Lineage: Eukaryota; Metazoa; Platyhelminthes; Monogenea; Polystomatidea; Polystomatidae. The record is from the annotation of a GenBank genome assembly.